CCCGGUUCCCCAGGCUUGACCAGCGCCUGAGGAGGUAUGCUCCUCGAACGCUGGGCCUGUGCGCGCGCCCAGCACACACACGUGGCUCCUUGAUUGGCCACGUGGUGUCUGCUGUUGGUGACGUGGCUGUCCAUGACGCGCGGACAGGGGUACCGCCAGCAGAGAUUGAAGACGACGAUAAACGUGGCGGCGCAGCACUUCGGGAACGAGAUGGAGGUGGAUGGGGAGUUGCAAUGUGGAGAUAGUUUUUACUACACAGAGAUCUAUGAUACUAAUGAUGACGUCUGGUAUGGAGAGGACGAUGGGCAUGAUGAGGUGGACGUGGCCAGCUACUUCGCAAACCUUUCCGCAGUCUACUUGGAGGGCGUGAUUGGUGACGAUGAGCAGAAAGAAGGAGACGUUGACAAUAGCGAAACAGGCGCGCUGGAGGACGAUGACGUCAUUGGCUACUUCGCGGCCAUCAAUUCGGUGUGUGGGGAGCGCACACCAGAAAGGGAUUAUCAGCGCCGGGAGUGGGAGUAUGGCGUUGGUGAAGUGAGAGGGUGGGACGUGGAGUGGGGGCAGAAGGCAACAGUGACACUACCGGUGAUGACAACAGCAUGCAUGUUAAUAUCAUCAUCUACAACAACAUCUCUUGAUGUUGACGAUGUCCCUCAGCCUCAGCGGGAUGCUGAGGAGAGGGUUUAUAUUGCCCUCAAUGAGGAGGAGGGGCUGACGACUAUCGCUGAGAUGGGGAUGAUGGGAGGCAACGAUGUCAGUAAGGACGGGAAGGGUGUGCAGGGCGAGAAGGACAUCAACAACAUUGACAACGACGACGAAGACAACGACAACAACAGCAACAACAAUGACAACGCCGGCGUGGAUGAGGGUGGAAAGGGUAGAAAGGGUGAAAAGGGUGAGGAGGGUGCGAAGGAUGAAACUGACAACAACAACAACAGCAACAACAACAAUAACAACAUCAACAUCAACAACAGCUCUAAUGGCAACACCAAUAUCAACAAUCCAGACGACGGCGAUGGCAAUAACCACGAGAGCAGCGGUGCUGAGAGGGGAGCUGAUGCAUCCAACUUCAGCAUCAUGGGGAAGAUGCUGCCAUCAGUGCAGUGGGGGGGAACCUGCUGCUUGUUGUGGAUGGCGAAUUGGGGCGUGAGGCUGAAGUUACGAUUCACCGUUCCUCUCCACCCUUGCAUGGUGUUUAUCCACGAUGAAGUGUCUCUUYAUUUCUGGCACCGGGUGGGGAUAGGAUAGGCAAUCUCCCUGCGAUGAAUGGGGCUGAUUAAGGAUUGAUUAGGGAUUGAUUCCCUCUCAUCUUUCUAACCCUCAAUUCCUAAUMCUGAAACRACUGUGGGGAUAUAUGCUUCGUAUGAUUACUACCGAGSGCCGAUYGCCUUCCCAAAGGAUGYAGAUAUGAUGAUACUUCAUGGGCACGAGGUCAAUCCUUCCCUGUCGCAGGGAAGUAAUCAAUGCCUCUGCUCUUU
This is a messenger RNA of Chara braunii, 1478 nucleotides long. The record is from the annotation of a GenBank genome assembly. Lineage: Eukaryota; Viridiplantae; Streptophyta; Charophyceae; Charales; Characeae.